UUAAAUUUUUUAAUAUAUUUUUUUACCCCCCUCUCCGAUACCACUCUCCUCCUGGGUUAUUUAUCCUGCCACUAUUUCGCGUGCGUGUGUGUCCGUAUGUAAAUCCCUUAUUUAAUUGUAUUAUUAUUUGUGCGUGUGCAUAGUCCCCCCUCCCCCCUUUCCCUCUCGGUGUCUGUCUCUCUCUCUCUCUCUCUCUCUCUGUCUGUCUCUUUCUUUCUUGUCGGAGGCUGUGGGAUAAUGGCGUGUGGGUUGUGGCUGUGAGGAUGAGUUCCUGCUUCGUGCCGAACGGGGCCAGCCUGGAGGAUUGCCAUUCCAACCUCUUCUGCCUGGCUGAUCUAACUGGGAUUAAAUGGAAGCGAUAUGUAUGGCAGGGUCCAACAUCUGCCCCAAUUCUCUUUCCCGUCACGGAAGAGGACCCUAUUUUGAGCAGUUUCAGUCGCUGUUUGAAGGCGGAUGUACUCAGUGUUUGGCGCCGAGACCAGAGACCUGGACGCAGGGAGCUAUGGAUAUUUUGGUGGGGUGAUGACCCCAACUUUGCUGACCUUAUUCAUCAUGAUCUCUCAGAAGAGGAAGAUGGUGUUUGGGAGAAUGGACUUUCUUACGAAUGUCGCACUCUACUUUUCAAAGCAGUUCACAACCUGUUGGAGAGGUGUCUAAUGAAUCGGAAUUUUGUACGCAUUGGGAAAUGGUUUGUGAAGCCUUAUGAGAAAGAUGAAAAACCUAUAAACAAAAGCGAGCACUUGUCCUGCUCAUUCACCUUCUUCUUACAUGGAGAUAGCAAUGUUUGCACCAGUGUGGAAAUCAGUCAGCAUCAACCUGUGUACCUGCUUAGUGAAGAACACCUCACUCUCGCCCAGCAGUCUAACAGCCCUUUUCAAGCAGAUGCAGGCUAUGCUCUCGAAGACAAAGGAGUGAUGGGGCCUGAGUCUGUUAUUCUAAGUCCCUUUGGAUUAAAUGGCACGCUCACAGGGCAGUCAUUCAAGCUUUCUGAUUCAUCGACAAAAAAGCUUAUUGGUGAAUGGAAACAAUUCUAUCCUGUCACAUCUAACUUGAAGGAGGGAUCUGAGGAAAAACAAGAAGAAAUGGAUUGGGAGGAUGAUUCUUUAGCUGCUGUUGAAGUCCUUGUUGCUGGUGUGCGAAUGGUAUACCCAGCAUGCUUCGUUCUAGUUCCUCAGACAGACAUCCCUGCUCCUAGUACUGUAGGGGCAUCUCACUGUUCAACUACUUGCUUGGGUGUCCACCAAGUGCCUGCUUCCACAAGAGAUCCUGCCAUGUCUUCAGUAACUCUGACUCCACCGACAUCCCCAGAGGAAGUUCAAACAGUUGAUGCUCAAUCUGCCCAGAAAUGGGUGAAGUUUUCUUCAGUUUCUGAUGGAUUUAUCUCUGACAGUACUAGCCAUCAUGGUGGCAAAAUACCAAGAAAGCUAGCCAAUCAAGUGGUGGACAGAGUUUGGCAAGAAUGCAAUAUGAACAGAGCACAGAACAAGAGGAAGUAUUCUGCUACAUCAAAUGGUUUGUGUGAUGAAGAGACAGCUGACAAGGUAGCAUCCUGGGAUUUUGUUGAAGCCACGCAGAGGACAAAUUGCAAUUGUUCAAGGCACAAAAAUCUCAAACCAAGAAAUUCAGGUCAACAGGGGCAGGCACCACCUGUGGGCCAACAACAGCAAGCAGCUCCAAAGCACAAGACAAAUGAGAAGCAAGACAAAGGGGAUAAGCCACAGAAACGCCCUUUGACUCCUUUUCAUCAUCGUGUAUCUAUCAGUGAUGAUGUUGCCAUGGAGGCAGAUUCAGCAAGUCAGAGGCUCGUGAUGACUGCACCAGACAGUCAAGUGAGAUUUUCAAAUAUCCGAACUAAUGAUGUAGCAAAGACUCCUCAGAUGCAUAAUGCUGAAAUGGCAAAUUCACCUCAGCCGCCACCACUUAGUCCUCACCCGUGUGACGUAGUUGAUGAAGGGGUAGCUAAAGCUCCUUCUACUCCUCAGAGUCAACAUUUCUACCAGAUGCCAACACCAGACCCCUUGGUUCCCACAAAAACAAUGGAAGACAGACUCGAUGGCUUGUCUCAGCCUUUUCCAGCUCAAUUUCCUGAAGUUAUAGAGCCCACAAUGUAUGUUGGUACUGCAGUGAAUUUGGAGGAAGAUGAAGCUGAUACUACUUGGAAGUAUUAUAAAGUUCCAAAGAAAAAGGAUGUGGAAUUCUUACCACCUCAGCUUCCAAAUGAUAAGUUGAGAGAUGAUCCAGUAAUACCUGCUGGACAGGAAAACGUAACAUCAGUUACAGAAUUAAUGGUGCAAUGUAGGAAACCUUUAAAGGUUUCAGAUGAACUGGUGCAACAGUAUCAGAGUAAAAACCAAUACCUAGCAGCAGUAGCGACGGAAGCUGACCAGGAACCUGAAAUUGAUCCUUACGCCUUUGUUGAUGGUGAUGUGGAAUUCUUAUUUCCUGAUAGUAAAAAAGAUAGGCAGAACAUUGAGAGAGAAGCUGGGAAGAAACACAAGGCUGAGGAUGGGACAUCUAGUGUUACAGUUUUAUCCCAUGAAGGAGAGGAUGCUAUGUCUCUAUUUAGUCCUUCUGUCAAGCAAGAUGCCCAACGUAUUGCUGCUCAUGCUCGCACUGCAUCAACUAGUCUGUUCCAUGAAACAGACCUAGUGGUCUCUUACACUGACCUUGACAAUCUCUUCAAUUCUGAUGAAGAUGAACUAACACCUGGAUCUAAAAGAACAGUGAAUGGCGCCGAUGACAAAUCCAACUGCAAAGAGGCAAAAGCAGGAAAUCUAGACCCACUGUCAUGCAUAAGCACUGCAGAUCUCCAUAAAAUGUAUCCAACUCCACCUUCUUUGGAACAACAUAUUAUGGGAUUUUCUCCAAUGAACAUGAAUAAUAAGGAAUAUGGCAGUAUGGACACUACACUUGGAGGAACAGUACUUGAAGGGAAUAGCUCUAGUGUGGGAGCUCAGUUCAGAAUUGAAGUAGAUGAGGGUUUUUGCAGCCCCAAACCUGCUGAAAUAAAGGAUUAUUCUUAUGUUUAUAAACCUGAGAAUUGUCAAGCUUUAGUGGGAUGUUCCAUGUUUGCACCACUGAAGACGCUUCCUAGCCAGUGUCUUCCUCCCAUCAAACUGCCAGAAGAAUGCAUUUAUCGCCAGAGUUGGACUGUGGGAAAGUUGGAUUUACUUCCUCCGGGACCUGCCAUGCCAUUUAUCAAAGAUGGUGAUGGAAGCACUAUGGAUCAAGAGUAUGGCCCUGCAUACACACCACAAACUCAUACUCCGUUUGGGAUGCCACCAAGUAGCGCACCUCCCAGUAACAGUGGAGCUGGAAUUCUCCCUUCUCCUUCCACCCCUCGUUUCCCAACUCCUAGAACACCAAGGACUCCUCGAACACCUCGUGGAGCUGGUGGACCUGCAAGCGCACAGGGUUCAGUCAAAUAUGAGAACUCUGAUUUAUACUCACCAGCUUCCACACCAUCGACAUGUAGACCGCUUAAUUCUGUUGAACCUGCAACUGUGCCUUCCAUUCCAGAGGCACACAGUCUUUAUGUGAAUCUCAUCCUCUCAGAGUCUGUAAUGAAUCUCUUCAAAGACUGUAACUUUGACAGCUGCUGCAUAUGUGUUUGCAAUAUGAACAUCAAAGGUGCUGAUGUUGGAGUUUACAUUCCUGAUCCAACACAAGAGGCCCAGUAUAGGUGUACCUGUGGUUUCAGUGCUGUUAUGAAUAGAAAAUUUGGCAACAGUUCUGGACUGUUUCUCGAAGAUGAAUUGGAUAUUCUAGGACGUAAUACGGAGUGCGGUAAAGAAGCAGAAAAACGCUUUGAAGCUCUCAGAGCUACUUCUGUUGAACAUGGCAGUGGAGGACUGAAAGAACCUGAGAAACUGCCCGAUGAGUUAAUACUGUUGCUGCAGGAUCAAUGCACCAACUUGUUCUCGCCGUUUGGAGCAGCGGAUCAAGAUUCCAUUCCCAAAGUUGGUGCAGUUAGCAACCUGGUACGUGUAGAAGAAAGGGAUUGUUGCAAUGACUGCUACUUAGCCUUGGAACAUGGACGGCAGUUCAUGGACAAUAUGUCAGGAGGGAAAGUUGAUGAAGCACUUGUGAAAACUACUUGCUUGCACCACUGGUCAAAAAGAAAUGUUGUGGAUGUGAGCAUGCAGUGUUCCCAGGACAUCCUUCGUAUGCUCCUCUCGCUCCAGCCAGUUCUUCAGGAUGCAAUUCAGAAAAAGCGAACAGUCCGGUCUUGGGGUGUGCAAGGCCCCCUCACAUGGCAACAGUUUCACAAAAUGGCUGGCAGAGGCUCUUACGGAACUGAUGAGUCCCCGGAACCACUGCCAAUCCCAACAUUUUUGUUGGGAUACGAUUACGAUUUUCUGGUGCUGUCUCCAUUUGCAUUGCCAUAUUGGGAGAGGCUGAUGUUGGAACCUUACGGAUCUCAAAGAGAUGUUGCUUAUGUUGUGGUGUGCCCUGAGAAUGAGGCUCUGCUGAAUGGAGCAAAAAGCUUCUUUAGGGAUCUGACUGCAAUAUACGAGUCAUGCAGGCUUGGUCAGCACAGACCUAUCUGUAAGUUAUUGCCUGAUGGGAUCAUGAGAGUUGGACCUACUGCUUCAAAGAAACUUUCUGAGAAGUUGGUCACAGAAUGGUUCUCACAGACAGCUAAUGCCAACAAUGAAGCAUUUUCCAAACUCAAACUAUAUGCCCAAGUUUGCAGAUAUGAGCUGGGUCCUUAUCUUGCUUCUCAGCCUUUGGACAAUUCUUUACUUUCCCAAACAAAUCUGGUCCCUCCCUCCAGCCAGCCGGCCUCUGCUCUGCCCCCUGUGACAGCUAAUGCUGGAAAUCCUAACACUCCAUCGUCUGCUCCUGCAGCUCCCACCAGUAGUACUAUGACAGCGACAUCAAACAGUGCCAUGUCUUCUGCAGCUACUACAGCUAAUUCAACGCUGACGACCACUGCCCCAUCAUCCUCUUCUGCCAAUAUAGGCAGUGGGAUACCAACAAGCAAGCCUUCUUCAUUUCCGCCUUUUAGCAGUAUGAACAAUACCACUUCUGCCUCCCUGCCCGCCCAGGCUGCAACAGUCCAAAAUGGGCAAACAGGAGGACAGCAGCAACAGCCAACACUGCAAACAGCAGUGAUGUCUGGAGAUACUACUUCAACGCCUGCACAGCCCCAUCCAGAGGUUUCUGAAAGCACUAUGGAUCGUGAUAAAGUUGGAGUCCCUACAGAUGGAGAUUCACAUGCUAUCACCUAUCCACCUGCAAUUGUAGUUUACAUAAUUGAUCCUUUUACAUAUGAAAAAAAGGAUGAGAACAGUAGCUCAUCUAGUUUGUGGACACUUGGACUUCUGCGCUGCUUUUUAGAGAUGGUUCAGGUUCUUCCUCCUAACAUCAAGAAUAUAAUUUCCGUGCAGAUUGUCCCAUGUCAGUACCUUCUACAACCUGUGAAACAUGAAGACCGGCAGAUUUACACUCAGCAUUUAAAAUCUCUGGCAUUUUCAGCUUUUACUCAGUGUCGGAGACCUCUUCCAACUUCCACCAACGUGAAAACGUUAACUGGCUUUGGCCCAGGUUUAGCCAUGGAAACUGCUCUUAAGAGCCCUGAUAGACCUGAGUGUAUUCGACUAUACACCCCUCCUUUUAUACUGGCUCCCGUAAAGGACAAGCAAACAGAACUAGGAGAAACUUUUGGAGAAGCUGGCCAGAAGUAUAACGUACUUUUUGUAGGCUACUGUUUGUCUCAUGAUCAAAGAUGGCUUCUUGCAUCCUGUACAGAUCUCUACGGAGAACAGUUAGAAACUUGCAUAAUUAAUAUUGAUGUACCAAACAGAGCUCGCAGGAAAAAGGGCUCUGCCCGCAGACUUGGUCUUCAGAAACUCUGGGAAUGGUGCCUGGGACUUGUGCAGAUGAGCUCUUUGCCAUGGAGAGUUGUAAUAGGCCGUUUAGGAAGAAUAGGACAUGGGGAAUUGAAAGACUGGAGUUGUUUGCUGAGUCGCCGAAACCUUCAGUCCCUUAGUAAGAGACUAAAAGACAUGUGCAGAAUGUGUGGUAUCUCUGCUGCAGACUCUCCCAGCAUUCUCAGUGCUUGUUUGGUGGCAAUGGAACCACAGGGGUCCUUCAUUAUUAUGCCAGAUUCUGUAUCGACCGGCUCUGUAUUUGGACGCAGCACCACUUUAAAUAUGCAGACGUCUCAGCUGAAUACCCCACAGGACACAUCAUGCACUCAUAUACUUGUGUUUCCCACAUCUGCAUCUGUGCAAGUAGCAUCGUCAACUUACACCACUGAAAACUUGGAUCUGGCCUUUAACACAAACAAUGAUGGAGCAGAUGGAAUGGGAAUCUUUGACUUGUUAGACACUGGAGAUGAUCUUGAUCCUGAUAUUAUAAAUAUUCUUCCUGCAUCCCCUACUGGAUCCCCUGUACAUUCUCCAGGGUCCCACUACCCCCAUGGAGGUGAUAUGGGCAAGGGUCAAGGUACAGAUCGAUUGCUUUCAACAGAAUCUCAUGAUGAAGUAACAAAUAUACUUCAACAGCCGUUGGCCCUUGGUUAUUUUGUGUCAACUGCCAAAGCAGGUCCGUUGCCUGACUGGUUUUGGUCAGCGUGUCCUCAAGCACAAAAUCAGUGUCCCUUGUUUCUUAAGGCCUCUUUGCACCUCCACGUGCCUUCAGUGCAAUCAGACGAGCUACUCCACAGUAAACACUCCCAUCCACUUGAUUCUAAUCAAACUUCUGAUGUGCUCAGGUUUGUUCUGGAACAGUACAAUGCACUCUCCUGGCUAACCUGUGAUCCUGCAACCCAGGACAGACGGUCAUGUCUCCCAAUUCAUUUUGUGGUGCUGAAUCAGUUGUAUAACUUUAUCAUGAAUAUGCUGUGAUCUUCAUCUGAAUUUUGCAAGACAAAAAUGAGGAAAAGGGAUAUUUCACUGCAGGACUAAGUUAUAAUUCUUCUCAGUGCAAGUUGUUUGUGAUGGGGUAUGAAUCUUGUUACUUCCAGCAAAUAUUGUUUUGACUUGUGAGAGGGGCACCUAUCGCCCCACUGUCUUUGAGUCAUCGACUAUGGGGGACGCUCUAGAAUGAUGGUCAGAAAGUGUAUUAUAACAUUUUUAGUAGCAAAAUUAACCAUUUUUCCCCAACCACAGUAUUUGUGAAGAGUAAUGAGCCAUAGUACCCAGUCAUGGUUAAUGAAUAUUAAAAGCAUGGAGAUGAGAAGAAACAUGAGGAACAAUAAGUUUCAACCUAUGGCUUCGGAACAUCAAGAUGUUCUUGUAUUGGAUUAUAGUACCUAGUAUUCAAAAAUGCCUGCAUCUCUUAUUUAUUGUAAGUUUUUAAAUGUAUAAAUUGUCUUAUAUUUCUUAACCUCUUUUAUAAAAAUUUUCCUAGAAGGUUUAUACUGCCUUCUUGCUUUAAAGCAAUUGGUCUAAAAUAUAUGUAAUCGUCUUAAUUAAAAGUUGCAGUAGGUUGCUUUUAGAGUAUUAUUUUUUUGUAAGGGGUGGGUGGGGACAGUAAAUUUGUAUUGUCUUGAUGUACAGUUUAAUGGGGAUAGAGGGGUUAAUGUCCAUACCAUUGUGUGUGGGGGAUUUACAGCUAAGCUGUAGUUGCAGAGUACAUGUACAGUAAUGAAGUUCACUGUGUUUAUAUAAAUUGAAAAGGUACCGGGUCUUACAGCAUUUUAUAUCACACCUUUACAGAGUAACAAUGGCAAUAUAUUAAGUGAUAUUGUAGGUGGUUUAACUUGUAGUGAGAAUAAAAUGAAUAAACUCUUCAGUUGAAGUUUGUAUUAUGGUUCAGGGCUGUGGCUAGAUUCUCAGAUCUAUUUCCAGUAUACAAGUUUAAUAUUACAGGAAUAUCCAUUGUGCAUUGUUGUUACCUAGAUAUUCUUGGCACUGUGGUGACUGCGUUAUUUUUUUCCACGUUUGUGAAAAAAACGUGAAUCUGAUGCGGAACAUACAGAAAACUCUGAUCUUAUCCAAAGUCUCCUGUAAGGCUGAAAUUUAGCCCAGCUCUAGCCAUUUUACAAAUGCAAAAAUAGUCAAUCUUGACUUUAAGAUUGGUGUGUGUUUAACUAAAAUGUGGUGUAUAUAGAUUCUCAGUGAAUUCUGGUAUUCAGAUUUUAUUCCACUAGUAAAAAAAAAAAAAAAAAAGCACGAAACCCUGAACAUUUUCCUUUUUAAUGUAUUUUUGGCACUGUGGUGAAGGUCCCAAGUAUCAGUGUAUGGCCUUCCCCGUAUCCCCUUUUCAGGCUCUGGCUGGGGCAUGUGCCAAGGAGGCUUAGCCCUCCCUAAGGAAGGGACCGACAAAUCUCAAGGCUUUCGUAAACGUCUCCCUCUAUCUACAGUCACCGUUUCUUCUCGGUAGUUUCCUUCCUUUCUCCUAGCACAUGCCAAAUGUCUGAUGCUGCUCUAAAAUAGCCCCUACGGGUGCUGAAGAGCAACUGCAUAUGCUUUUUCUGGGUUCCUCAUCUGACUGCCAGAUUAAAAACUUAACUCCUGCAGUGCUCACGUGAGCCUUGCUGCGAUAACCCGUGUCCUGGGUCUUAAUGCUGUCCGUCUUGCUGGUUUAAACCUUUAAAGGAGCAAGUUUUAAGAUCCAUUUGUGCACCUGCUGUUAAUCCCCUACAAGGAAGAAUUCGCUUGCAUUUACAAAACUUACUGUGUUAAUGAAAAUCAUGUUUCGUAAAUGCAAGAUACCUGCCUGAGAUCAUUUUUCAUAUAAACAGUCUCACUGAAUCAUGUAUAUACAAUAUUAGCAACUUUUUUGGUUUUGUGUAAAGAAGUUGUACAAUUGGUGAUGAAAAUUUUCAGUCAUUUCUUCAAAAUGACGAGUGCAAUCAGAAGCUAGCUUAUUUUGAUAAAUAGAGUUAAAAACUGGGUCUGUCCAUUACUUUAUCUUGAUAAAGGUAGUGCACUGCAGAUUAAACAGCACAUUUUUGUCUUACAGAAGGUUCCCCUCCCCCCUCAUUUGGCUGAGAUUUUUGAAGUGGAAAAAUGCUCCUAAAACUGGAAUUUUCAACACACAUGUCCUAUUUUUUUUUUUUUUCCUCCCAAAACUUUUUUUUCCAAACCUUCUCCCCCCCCGCCCCAAGCUUUGCUGCUAAGUGGUCAUUUUUAACCCUGGCUCAGUUAGCCAGGUUCCAAGGGCUGGGUUUUGGCGUGGCUUUCUUUGUGUUAAAUCUGACUUGUAUUCGUAAAGGUAAGUGAAUCAGCUGCCUGAACAUCGGUGUAACUGCAUUCUGUUACCUGGACCACAGCCUUCCCUGUGAAACUCUCCAACUGUGAAAGCUGCCAGUUUCCCACUCCCCCCCCCAAAUGCAGUUAAAGUAAACUUCAGUAUUGUAACCACUAGAAAAGAUUAGGAGGGCCGUUUCUGGAGUGAUAGUCACAGCCGGCAAUGUACAUAUCAAACCUGCCAGCACCACGGAGCCAACUACUACAUCGGGCAUACUUUUUUUUUUUUGUUGUUAGCUACUUCCAUUUAACGAUUUUAAGUGCACAUAAUAGCUGGUUUAUAAAUAAAAUUGUCACAAUCCAGUAACUUGGGUUCUUUAGCAAGUACAAGCUUAAAUAUUUGCAAAUUUCAGCUCUGGCUUCUCAAAAUGGUCUUGCAAGAAGAUAUUGUUCCUGGCAGUGCUGUGUUGAGUAGCUGUGGAGGUUUACCUCCACUUAAGUAUGCAAUGAAAGAAGAAUCUGAGAUCCUUCCAUUCCAAUUAAAAAUACGUAUUUUAACCUAGCUAUUACUGUAUUUAAGCCAUUUAGUCACCUUUGACUCACUACUAUUUGAAUUAGAUUUCUGAAAACCCUGUUGCUAGACCAGCAGGCCACCAAUUGUACUUGUAAACAACCCUUACAUUUUAAAGUAGCUGUAACGUUUAGAUCUUUCUAACAUUUCCUGAAAUAAUUAAAGAUAAAUGAAUUUAUAUUUAAAUCCUCAGCUAUGUUCUUAGCUGUCAGUUAUGGCGCAGAUUAUUGUAUUUCUAUAUUUACCUCCAUUGGUAAUUUUAACUUCAUGUGUUGCUAUGAAGACUUGCAGAUGUCUUUAAUCAAGCACUAUUUGUUAAUACUGUAAUAUCAAAAUAUUAUGUCGCAUUAUUUUAAAGCUUUCAAAAAUAAGAGUAAAAUGUUUUAAAAAAAAAAUGCUAUUGCACCAUAUAAUUUGCUGCACAACAGUAUGGCACAGCAUAUCAGUCUGUUUUGAUAGUAAUGCUGCAUAAACAAUGUUUUGAUCUGGGUUUCUUUUGAGAAUUCGUUAAUGAGGUGACAUUGUACGCCAUUACUGUCUCAACAACCUCCAGCUAGGAAGGUUUGGGGUUUUUCUGUUUUGGUUUUUUUUGUGUGUGUGGUUUGUUGUUUUGGUUUUUUUUUUUUUUUUUUUUAGUAAAGGACCCAGGACUACGCUUCAUACUUAAAGUUUUUUUAAUUAUUAUUAUUGUUUGUGGGUGUACCUUUUAUUUUCAGUGGAGUAAAGCUUAAUUUACAGUAGAACUGGAUUUGGGACCUACCACAAUCCUCAGGGUCACUUUUUCAGGACGUUACUAAUCUAGCUUUAGGUUUUUCCGAGUAAACUGGACGCGAGGACCGCGCAGAGCGAUGGGGCUGGGGUGACGCAGCCUGUGGCCUCGUUACUGGACAUG
Molecule: messenger RNA, 10606 nt
Organism: Aptenodytes forsteri (emperor penguin)
Lineage: Eukaryota; Metazoa; Chordata; Aves; Sphenisciformes; Spheniscidae
Gene: MED13
Product: mediator complex subunit 13
Exons: 31
Coding region: 264-6854 (2196 amino acids)
Biological process (GO): regulation of transcription by RNA polymerase II
Cellular component (GO): mediator complex
Molecular function (GO): transcription coregulator activity
Source: RefSeq, a predicted model, not a curated record